Messenger RNA from Candida dubliniensis CD36, 1809 nucleotides. RefSeq names its product Pea2p (gene PEA2). The coding region runs from base 1 to 1809 and encodes 602 amino acids. NCBI's taxonomy places the organism in Eukaryota, Fungi, Ascomycota, Pichiomycetes, Serinales, Debaryomycetaceae. The record is from RefSeq and is a predicted model, not a curated record. The transcript has a single exon.
AUGAUUGAUACAGAAGCAUUUGUUAGAAACUCCCCUUUCAAAUUGACUCACAGUGAUUCUAGUGAUAGAUACAAUCUUAACAACACUACUCCUGAUUUAUUGAAAUUCCAACUUCAAGAACAAUAUAGGAGUACAAUGUCUGAAUUACAUAAAGAUACUCUUGAUGCAACUAAAGAUCAUUUGGAUGAAAAUAAUACCAAUAUGAAUUUUUCCAACGGUCAAGCAUUGCAAGACUCAUUUAGUAACCAUUUGCAAUCACAAUUAGAUUCUGAUGCUAUUCAUUUAAGUACAUCCACAGGGAAUUUAUCUAUUUAUUCAACAACAACUUCAACUUAUGUUGAAGAUGAAACUGAACAGGAACAGAAUCAAAACAAAAUGGGUGAAAAUGACGAAAACAAUUUGGAUUCAUUCAUCUCAUCACAAUUAAACAAACCAAAUUAUCUUAAUUUAAAAAUAUUGAUCGAAAACUCAAUAUUUGACACUAAUAAAAUCACUCAAAACUCAAUAUUACCUUUAACUGAAGUUCGUAUACUCAAACUGGCCAUAGAUGAAAAACAAGAUUUACAACAAUACUUGUUGUCGAAAAUAGCGAUAUCACAAUCUUUCUUUAAUGAUGUUGUUAGUCAAGAUCAAGAAAUUGAAAAGGAAUUAUUAAUAAAAAUAAUGAAAACCCAAUCUUCAUUACAAACAAAGUUAAUUUCAACAACAACUGAACUUGAAUCUUUGAAAGAAAAAUUAGCCAAUCACAAUAUUUCAUGUUUGGUUUUAGGAUAUAUUGAAGAUGUAAAGGCAUCUAAAAAUUUAAGUGCCAAUACAACUUUAAAUCAAUCACCAAUCAAUUCUCCGGGUAAAAUACCCAAUAAUAGGGAUUCCAUUUCUCCUAAUAAAUACCAUUUCUCCAAUCGUAAUAGUCAAACCGAAAACAUGCAACAUCUUGAUAGUUUGUUUGCUCAUAUUGCUAGUGUGGCAGCUCAACGUAACAUUCCAUUACCUUCACCACCAGCUACCGAUGGAUUUGACGCCAAGAUAGCUUGGGUUCAACAAUGUAUUGAUUCAAUAUUAUCAGAAGAAAACAUUGAAGUUAAUGCUAAACAAACAAAGGAAAUAUCACGAAGUGCAAGUAAAUCUUCAAAAGAAUAUAAAACUGCAUUGAAUGAUUUAAGAUUUUCUUAUGAAUAUUUAUCUAAAGAAUAUGAACAUUCUCGAGAUGCAUCUAAUAAGUUGAUACAUGAUUAUAGAAAGAAAAUAAGCCAAUUGGAAAGGGAUUUGAAAACUAGAUCAACAAAUACUGAUGAAUUAAUGUCACCACCACCAACAACAACUGGAUCAUUUGGAUCAACAAAAUCUGGUACAUCAAUAUCAUAUGAUUUAAUAGAAAGUAAAGAUAAAGAAAUUUGUCGACUUCGUAAAGAAUUGAAUUUAUUGAAAAUUGAUAAACUUGGUAAACCAUACGGGAACAAUCACAACAACAAUAGUACGUCAUCAUUUUUACAAUCACCAAAUUUGGAUAGUCAUCAUCAACAAAAUGCAUAUACUUCAGUAUCACCAAUUACUGGAGAAUUUUUAAAUAUACCUGAAUUAUCCCUGCCUAAUGAAGAAGAAGAAGAAAACGCUACUAUAAAUUCUCAUAGUAGUAAUAAUGGUAAUAAAAGACCCGUUUCUAUAUCAGGGUUUAGUAACGGAAUAUUAAGAAAAGAAUUCAAAAAAAUAGUUAGCGAUAUACAAGAUCAAUAUGAAAUGGAAUUAGCUGAAGAAAGAUUAAGAAGAAGGAAAUUACAAGAACAAUUAGAUCAAUCAGGGAAAUCAUAA